This is a messenger RNA of Lindgomyces ingoldianus, 1793 nucleotides long. RefSeq names its product MFS general substrate transporter. Gene Ontology annotation, cellular component: membrane. The record is from RefSeq and is a predicted model, not a curated record. Gene Ontology annotation, biological process: transmembrane transport. Bases 240 to 1793 code for a protein of 517 amino acids. Gene Ontology annotation, molecular function: transmembrane transporter activity. NCBI's taxonomy places the organism in Eukaryota, Fungi, Ascomycota, Dothideomycetes, Pleosporales, Lindgomycetaceae. The transcript has 2 exons.
CAACAGUCCGCCAUUAUUCAUCACCACAACCUUCAUCAUGCUUUCCAGGCAAAGGAAGAUGGCUAGGAGGGCCCUUUGCUUAUAUAUUGAGGUAGCCUCAGUAAAGGCCAAGUUUAUUGUUUUGUCCCCUUUAGUCACGCUUCUCCUCUCAAAAGAAAUCCUCUGUUAGUUGAAUUUUUCAUAUCUAAUCGCAUCAUCUCCUUGAGAUACUAUCUGCUGCCCGUAUUCGCUUAACAGCAAUGACGCUAGGAGAUGAAAUUGUAGAAGAAGGACCCGGAGGCUCCUACACCCCUUCAGAGUUUGAACGACUCGGGAGAGAACGACCGGAGGCAUUCAGUUCUAUUUGGACAGAAUUAGGGUUCUGCUUCUCUUUAAUUGGUUCCAUUUUUGCUGCCGAGUAUUUCACCUCUGGUUUCAACAUCCUCUUGCCAGUGCUGACUACAGCCUUGCAAAUUCCGUCGCAGGCAGAAACUUGGCCAGCCAGCGUCUUCUCCUUGGUCACUGGAGCUUUCCUUCUGCCUUCUGGACGUCUUGCGGACAUGUUUGGAGGAAAGGUAGUCUUUGUUUCUGGCCUUAUCUGGUUUCUUGUGUGGUCUAUUGUUGCGGGAUUCAGCCAGAACUACACCAUGCUCAUCAUUUGCCGAGCCUUGCAAGGGCUUGGACCUGCAGCCUUCCUGCCAUCUGGUAUAAUGCUCCUAGGUAGUCUCUACCGCCCUGGUCCACGCAAAAACCUCGUCUUUAGCCUAUACGGCGCCUUCGCUCCUGUCGGAUUCUUUGCAGGGAUAUUCUUCGCCGGUGUGUCUGCUCAACUCAUAUCCUGGCGAUGGUUCUUCUUCUUCGGUUCCAUCAUGUUGUGGGUAGUAACCAUUGCAUCAUACUUAACCAUCCCAUCUGACCAAGAAGAAAGAAAAGAUUGUGAAGUGAGGAUGGACUGGCUUGGAACCUUCACUAUCGUUCCUGGUUUGCUCCUCGUGGUAUUCGCCAUAACUGAUGGUUCCCAUGCCCAAAAUGGAUGGGCUACUCCAUACAUUCCAGUGACAUUCGUCAUCGGAUGGCUCUUUCUCGCCGGAACUGUUUACGUUGAGGGCUGGCUGGCAACGCAACCUCUUCUCCCUAGAGACAUGCUCGAUGUCAAGGGUAUGAAAGCCUUGGUAGUUGCGCUCUUCUUCCAAUACGGAGUCUUUGGUAUCUAUCUUUUCUACGCCAGCUUCUACAUCGAGGAGAUACUCCACGCAUCCCCGCUCCUCACCACGGCGUGGUUUUCCCCGAUGUGUGUUGGUGGGCUCAUUCUGGCCACCAUUGGUGGCUUGAUUCUUCAUCUGCUUCCAGGAACGACCCUACUUGGCCUCUCAGGUAUAUGCUACAUACUCUCGGUCGUUCUUUUCGCCAUAAUCCCUACAAACCCCAACUACUGGGCCUACAUCUUCCCAGCCAUGAUCUGCGCCACGGCUGGUAUCGACAUCACAUACAACGUCACCAAUAUAUUCAUCACCACAAGCAUGCCCAAGUCCCGCCAGGGUCUCGCUGGAGCGCUGAUCAACAGCAUGCUAUUCAUCGGGAUAUCUUUCUUCCUUGGCUUUGCGGACCUGGCUGUUACUCAGACGGCCGAACUGGGGCAGAGAGAAAGCUACAAGGUCGCGUUUUGGUUUGCGACUGGAUGCUCAGUGGUUGGAUUGAUUGUCAUGUUUUGGGGUGUUCAGAUUGGGAAGGCGGAAAGCCGGCUUACAGUCGAGGAGAGGGAAGAGCUGGAGCGGGAGUUGAAGAGACGGAGCUCACAUCAUGUAGGGCAUUAG